Molecule: messenger RNA, 978 nt
Organism: Penicillium argentinense
Lineage: Eukaryota; Fungi; Ascomycota; Eurotiomycetes; Eurotiales; Aspergillaceae
Gene: gldB
Product: putative glycerol dehydrogenase (GldB)
Exons: 2
Coding region: 1-978 (325 amino acids)
Cellular component (GO): cytosol
Molecular function (GO): aldose reductase (NADPH) activity
Source: RefSeq, a predicted model, not a curated record
AUGUCGAACGGAAAGACCUUCACCUUGAGCAACAACGUCAAGAUUCCUGGCGUCGGCUUCGGUACCUUCGCCAGUGAGGGCUCCAAGGGCGAGACCUACACUGCCGUCACCACUGCUCUGAAGACCGGCUACCGCCACCUCGACUGUGCCUGGUACUACCUCAACGAGGACGAGGUUGGUGAUGGUAUCCGCGACUUCCUGAAGGAGAACCCCUCCGUCAAGCGUGAGGACAUCUUCGUCUGCACCAAGGUGUGGAACCACCUGCACCGCUACGAGGAUGUCCUCUGGUCUGUCGAGGACUCUCUGAAGCGCCUCAAGCUGGACUACGUCGACCUCUUCCUGGUCCACUGGCCCAUUGCUGCCGAGAAGGACGGCCAGGAGAAGCCCAAGCUGGGCCCCGAUGGCAAGUACGUCAUCCUCAAGGACCUCACCGAGAACCCCGAGCCCACCUGGCGCGCCAUGGAGAAGCUGUACGAGGACGGCAAGGCCAAGUCCAUUGGUGUUUCCAAUUGGACCAUCCCCGACCUUGAGAAGAUGGCCAAGUUCGCCAAGGUGAUGCCUCACGCCAACCAGAUCGAGAUCCACCCCUUCCUCCCCAACGAGGAGCUGGUGCAAUACUGCUUCUCCAAGAACAUCAUGCCUGUGGCCUAUUCUCCUCUGGGUUCCCAGAACCAGGUCCCCACCACCGGCGAGCGUGUUAGCGAGAACAAGACUCUGAAUGAGAUCGCCGAGAAGGGCGGCAACACCCUCGCCCAGGUGCUCAUUGCCUGGGGUCUGCGCCGCGGCUACGUUGUGCUCCCCAAGAGCUCCAACCCCAAGCGUAUCGAGUCCAACUUCAAGAGCGUUGAGCUCUCCGAUGCCGACUUCGCCGCCAUCAACGCCGUGGCUGCCGGCCGCCACUUCCGCUUCGUCAACAUGAAGGACACCUUCGGCUACGACGUGUGGCCCGAGGAGACUGCCAAGAACCUGUCUGCUUAA